UAGCACCUCCUGUUGCAGAAUUGUAGUGAGUCACUGCCCUUGUUGGGGCUUUUCUUGCUAGUAGGCGGGGUCAGGAUGCGGUCCGUCAAGCAGAUUCUCCGCCUGCAGCAGGAUGCCGGCGCGCUGGCUUCUCGCGCGUUCGGCACCGCCGCUAAGGAUGUCGUUGCUGCCGACGGCAACCCUUUCCUGCGGUUCAGCAACCCUAAGCCCAGCCCUAUCGACCAUACGCCUCUGCUGAGCACGCUUCCGGAGACCCGGAUAACCACUCUGCCCAACGGGCUGCGCGUGGCUACCGAGUCCAUUCCGUUCGCGGAGACCACCACCCUGGGCGUUUGGAUCAACUCCGGCAGCCGCUUUGAGUCGGACGCCAACAAUGGCGUCGCGCACUUCUUGGAGCACAUCCUCUUCAAGGGCACCAAGAACCGCACCGUCAAGGAGCUCGAGGUGGAGGUGGAGAACAUGGGCGGCCAGCUGAACGCUUACACCGGCCGUGAGCAGACCUGCUACUAUGCUAAGGUCAUGGGCAAGGAUACGGGCAAGGCUGUGAACAUCCUGUCCGACAUCCUCCUGAACUCCAACCUGGAUGCCCGCGCCAUCGACCGUGAGCGGGACGUUAUCCUGCGCGAGAUGGAGGAGGUCAACAAGCAGACCUCGGAGCUGGUGUUCGACCACCUGCACGCCACCGCGUUCCAGUACAGCCCCCUGGGCCGCACCAUCCUGGGCCCCGUGGAGAACAUCAAGUCCAUCAACCGCGACCAGCUGGUGGAGUACAUGCGGACCCACUACCGUGGCCCCCGCAUGGUCCUCGCCGCUGCCGGUGCCGUCGACCACGACGAGCUGGUGAAGCUGGCCACCGACGCCUUCGGUGCCAUCCCCGAUGAGGACGCCGCCACCUCCGUGCGCUCGCUGCUCACCAAGGAGCCCUCGAAGUUCACUGGCUCGUACGUGCACGACCGCUUCCCCGACUCGUCGGAGUGCUGCAUGGCCGUGGCGUUCAAGGGUGCCUCGUGGACGGACCCCGACUCCAUCCCCCUGAUGGUCAUGCAGACCAUGCUGGGCGGCUGGGACAAGAACUCCACCGUUGGCAAGCACAGCAGCAGCAUGCUGACCCAGACCGUGGCAUCUGAGGGCCUGGCGGAUGCCUUCAUGGCCUUCAACACCAACUACCACGACAGCGGCCUGUUCGGUGUGUACGGUGUGACCGACCGUGACCGGUGCGAGGACUUCGCGUACGCCGUCAUGUCGUCCCUGACCAAGAUGUGCUUCGACGUGCGGGAGGCCGAUGUGGCCCGCGCCAAGAACCAGCUGAAGGCCAGCCUGAUGUUCUUCCAGGACUCCACGCACCACGUUGCUGAGUCCAUUGGCCGCGAGCUGCUGGUGUACGGCCGCCGCAUCCCCAAGGCGGAGAUGUUCGCCCGCAUUGACGCCGUGGAUGCCAACACCAUCCGCGCCGUUGCGGACCGCUUCAUCUACGACCAGGACAUGGCCGUGGCCUCCGCCGGCGAUGUGCAGUUCAUGCCCGACUACAACUGGUUCCGCCGGCGGUCGUACUGGCUGCGCUACUAAGCGCGCCAGGAGUCAGCGGAGGGCACAGUAUGGAUCAAGGUGCAAGGUUUUGUCGUCGUCAACUGGGUUGCGGAAGAGAAGGGUGGUGGUGGUGGCCGGCUUCGUAGUGUGUCGUGGUGCUCUGGUGAGCCCUGGAAGGCAUGGACACUUUGACGGACGCCUCACAAAAGGUGUCGUAGUUGCUAGCGCAAUGGCAACCCGUGCUGUUAGGGAGGGGUACUGAGUGCCGCCUAAUAUAACGGUUUAUAGGCAUGAGAUACAAGAUCAUGUCGCUCGAGCUUAACAACCUUGUGGGUAAAUCUUUCGGCGGAUUCCCCUUUGGUUUGUUGCCAAACUUCGGCUGCAUGACCAGAUCAGCGCUGGUCGCGUUGGGAGAGGGGUAUAUAUCUUUGGGUGUACGAGUGCUCACACAGCGUGUGUGCUUUUGUAAACGGGCAAAAGGCCGGCUGUCCA
Astrephomene gubernaculifera is the source of this 2019-nucleotide messenger RNA. Lineage: Eukaryota; Viridiplantae; Chlorophyta; Chlorophyceae; Chlamydomonadales; Astrephomenaceae. The record is from the annotation of a GenBank genome assembly.